GCUUCACUAAAAAUGACAGUAUCACAAGACACAGCUUCUUUAAUGUCCAUUGCUGACCCCUGGAAAAAAACAUUUUUACACAGUCAACAUUCUUUAUAUCUGAAGGAUGAAAAACAGCACAAAAAUCUUGAAAACUAUGAAGUCCCAGAAUCUAUUGGUUCUCCAGAUCUCAGUGGUCAUUUCUUAGCAAACUGUAUGAAUAGACAUGUUCAUGUGAAAGAUAACUUUGUACAUUCUGUUUCUGAAACACAGAAUAUAGAAUCCCAGAAGAUUCACUCAUCUAAACUGAGUGAUGUAACUAGCUCUAAUAUGCAAAUAUGUGGAUUUAAAAGCACAGUUCCACAUUUAACUGAAAAGUAUCAAAAGCUUCUCAGUGAAAAUAAAAUUAUAGAUGAACAGCCUAAACAUCAGUCAGAUAUAUGUGAUGUUGUUAUUCACGAGGACCAAUGGGUUGGCGAGACAGUACUACAAUCAACAUUUAGCAGUCAGUUAUUAAAUCUUGGGAGUUAUUCAUCUAUUCAGCCUGAAGAAUAUUCCAGUGUAGUUAGUGAUGUUGUACUUCAAGACUUACUGGCACAUGUGUCCUCAAAACAUUCCUACCUCAGAGAUCUUCCUCCGAGGCAGCCUCAGAGGGUGAACAGUAUAGACUUUGUAGAAUUGGAGCACCUUCAGCCUGAUGUAUUAGUCCACACAAUACUAAGAGUUGUUGAUUUCACUAUACUGACAGACGCAGUAUACAGUUAUAGAGGACAGAAGCAGAAAAAAGUUAUGUUAACAGUGGAACAGGCCCAAGAUGAACAUUAUGUGUUUGUAUUAUGGGGUCCUGGAGCAGCCUGGUACCCUCAACUUCAAAGGAAAAAAGGUUAUAUUUGGGAAUUCAAAUAUAUUUUUGUUCAGCGCAAUUACAUACUAGAAAACCUAAAAUUGCAUACAACGCCUUGGUCAUCCUGUGAGUGCUUGUUUGAUGAUGAUAUAAGGGCAAUUACAUUUAAAGCAAAAUUUCAAAAAAGUGCACCCUCCUUUGGGAAGAUAUCAGACUUAGCAACCCACCUAGAGGAUAAAUGUUCAGGAGUGGUUCUAAUUAAAGCCCAGAUUUCAGAGCUGUCAUUUCCUAUUACGGCAGCUCAGAAGAUAGCUCUAAAUGCUCACAGUUCUCCGAAGAGUAUUUUUUCUUCUCUUCCCAACAUCGUAUAUACUGGCUGCGCAAAAUGUGGAUUGGAACUAGAAACAGUUGAGAACAGGAUCUACAAACAAUGUUUUAGCUGCUUGCCAUUUACUAUGAAGAAAAUAUACUAUAGGCCAUCCUUAAUGACUGUAGUUGAUGGAAGACAUGAUGUUUGCAAUGUAGAAUCAAAGCUGAUAGAGAAGAUUCUUCUCAACAUUUCUGCAGACUGCCUCAACAGAGUGAUAGUUCCUUCCUCAGGGAUCACCUAUGGGAUGGUCGUGGCAGACCUGUUCCACUCCUUGUUGGCAGUCAGCGCAGAACCUUGUGUAUUAAAGAUUCAGAGCUUUUUUGUGUUAGAUGAAAACAGCUAUCCAUUACAACAAGAUUUCUCCCUCCUGGAUUUUUAUCCUAACAUUCUAAAGCAUGGAGCCGAUGCCCUUCUCUGAGGCCAGAGGAAGAAAUUGCAGGCAUU
Molecule: messenger RNA, 1637 nt
Organism: Symphalangus syndactylus (siamang)
Lineage: Eukaryota; Metazoa; Chordata; Mammalia; Primates; Hylobatidae
Product: shieldin complex subunit 2-like
Biological process (GO): regulation of double-strand break repair via homologous recombination
Cellular component (GO): site of double-strand break; nucleus
Source: RefSeq, a predicted model, not a curated record